AUGGGUGUCCGCGAUGCUUUUCUCACUGAAAGAGAACUACAAAGAUAUCUGCGAAAGCAGAAAUAUCCCGACAAACUGGAGGAAAAGAAACAUCAUCUCGAAGAUUCUUUUAGACAAGAACAGCUUUUACCUAGGAAACGUAUAUGCCGGCAGCGGUCUUUACCACGUCAAAAGAAGAGCCAACAACACCAUGUACUAUAUGGACUGGACGUUGAUCUCAAUCGCCCCGGAGAGGUUGGGGGUAACAAGCUAGUUCCUGAAGUCACCUUCGAGCACGCUGUAACCAGUGCCACAAAGGGCACUUUUGCUGAACUUGGCGACUCAGGAUCGUUCGUUUUCACGGAGGGCGGGAGAGUGGUUGGGCUGUUCAUGGGGGGCGGAGGGGUUGAGCGAAAAGACGUCUUUUACUUCUCUUACAUUGAGGAUGUCUUUGACGACAUUAGGGCUGUCACUGGGGCCCAAGAAAUAGUGUUAUUUCAAUUUGAUAUGUCCCAAGGAAAUGUUGGCACUGAUCAUUCUGGUUGA
This is a messenger RNA of Aspergillus wentii DTO 134E9, 525 nucleotides long. RefSeq lists its product as uncharacterized. The record is from RefSeq and is a predicted model, not a curated record. Bases 1 to 525 code for a protein of 174 amino acids. The transcript has 3 exons. Lineage: Eukaryota; Fungi; Ascomycota; Eurotiomycetes; Eurotiales; Aspergillaceae.